Dovyalis caffra is the source of this 1098-nucleotide messenger RNA. Lineage: Eukaryota; Viridiplantae; Streptophyta; Magnoliopsida; Malpighiales; Salicaceae. The record is from the annotation of a GenBank genome assembly.
AUGGAUAUGCAGUCCAUGUACAUGAGAGUCGGCGCAGAACAAUCAUUGCGCCUAGUAACACGCAAAACCUUCACGCGCCUUUUAGUUUUAGUGAUUGAUCUAGAAGCCAAAAUUUUGCAAAAAGAGAGCAGGAUAAUGGAGGGGAAGGUAUUGAUACCAUCAAGAUUCAAGAGGGUUUGUGUGUUUUGUGGUAGCAGCACUGGGAAGAGAAACUGCUACAGAGAUGCUGCCAUUGAACUAGGAGAGGAGCUGGUGGCAAAAAGGUUGGAUCUUGUGUAUGGAGGAGGAAGCAUUGGCCUCAUGGGUUUGGUUUCUCAAGCUGUUCAUAGUGGUGGAGGCAAUGUUCUUGGGAUCAUACCAAGGACUUUGAUGAGCAAAGAGAUUACAGGAGAAACAGUUGGAGAGGUAAAACAAGUAGCCGACAUGCACCAAAGAAAGGCAGAAAUGGCCCGUAAUUCUGAUUGUUUUAUUGCCUUGCCAGGUGGCUAUGGAACUCUGGAGGAGUUGUUAGAAGUGAUUACUUGGGCUCAGUUAGGCAUCCAUGACAAACCUGUGGGUUUACUUAAUGUUGAUGGUUACUACAAUUAUCUUCUGACUUUCAUUGACAAAGCCGUGGAUGAUGGCUUUAUCAAGCCUUCCCAACGCAACAUCAUUGUCUCUGCGCCAAAUGCCAAAGAACUUGUUCAAAAACUUGAGGAGUACGUGCCUGUGCACGAUGGAGUUAUAUCCAAGGCAAGCUGGGAGAUUGAGCAGCAACAAUCACCACAGCAGCAGCAACAGCAGUUUCUACUAGCCAUUGGACAUAAAGGAGCCAUUGGAGAGAGGGCUGUUCCCAUUUUUUGUCUUUCUGGUCCAAGAAAGACAUCUAAAGCAUCAUUAGCAUGGGUCACCCAAAAGAUGCAUAUGAAGAAGUAUCAUAAGGUCCAGGUUUUGGGGCAAUGUGACUACAGUUGGGACCGGUUUGAGGUUUGUGCAGUUCGUGCCUGCUGUUUUGGCCUUGUUCUGUUCUCGAAGUUGGUCCAUUCCUUUAGCAAAGGUGAAAUGAUCAUGAUGAUGCAGAGACAGUGCCGCCCUCGAGAGUUUGUCUCAAGAGACUGA